This is a messenger RNA of Triticum turgidum subsp. durum (durum wheat), 1119 nucleotides long. The record is from the annotation of a GenBank genome assembly. Lineage: Eukaryota; Viridiplantae; Streptophyta; Magnoliopsida; Poales; Poaceae.
AUGGGGAGUCGCAGGUUCUCCUCCGGCGUGUCCACUGUCAUCCUCGCCAUCUCCGUCGUGGCGCUUCUCAACACCGACGUGGCGCUGUGCGGCUGCAGCUACAAGCGUAUCUUCGCGUUCGGUGACUCCCUCAUCGACACCGGCAACUUGUUAUACUCCGUCGGCAACAGGGCGUCGCCAAUCAAGGAGCUCCCCUACGGCAUGACCUUCUUCAAGCACCCCACCGGCCGCAUCACCGACGGCCGUGUCGUCGUCGACUUCUACACGGAGGCGUUCGGUCUGCCGCUGCUGCCGCCGAGCAUCCCGGAGGAGGCGACCGGGCAGUUCCCCACCGGCGCCAACUUCGCCGUGGGGGGCGCCAUCGCACUUCCACUGGAGUACUACAAGACCAAAUACAACUUCACGAUGAACGCGCCUUCCAACCUCGACCGGCAGCUCGCGUCCUUCAAGAAGAUCCUUGCGCGCAUCGCUCCCGGGAACGGCGCCACGAGGUCUCUCCUCAACGAGUCCCUGGUGCUGAUGGGCGAGAUCGGCGGGAACGACUACAACUUCUGGUUCAGUGACCGCCGGAGACCCCGUGAAACGCCGGAGAAGUACCUGCCCGACGUGGUCGCCCGCAUCGGCGCCGCCGUGCAGGAGGUGAUCAACCUCGGCGCCAGGACGAUCGUCGUCCCUGGCAACUUCCCCAUCGGGUGCUUGCCGGCGUACCUGGGCGCCCACCAGAGCAACGUCAAGGCUGACUACGACGAGCUCCACUGCCUCAAGUGGUAUAACGAAUUCUCCCAGAAGCACAACCAGGUGCUGCGGCAGGAGAUCGCGCGGCUCCGGUCGCAGAACCCUGGCGUCAAGGUCGUCUACGCUGACUACUACGGCGCCGCCAUGCAGUUCGUCCAAAAGCCGCAGGCGUACGGCAUCGCCGACCCGCUCGUGGCGUGCUGCAACGGCAAUGGGCCGUACCACACCGGCGGGGCGUGCAACAACCAGACGAAACUCUGGGGCAGCCCCGACCGCUUCGCCAGCUGGGACGGCCUGCACAUGACGGAGAAGGCGUACAAGAUUGUCUCCGACGGGGUGCUGGACGGGCCAUUCGCCGACACACCGCUGCGCCAUACUUGCUAG